GAGGGAGGGAAGAAAGAGGUUGGAGCAGCCGGCCCGCCACCGCUGUAGCCUCUUCCUCGCCAGCCUGCCUGGCCAUGGAGAGUGACGCCAGCUGGGCGAAGAGCAGCGGCCGCCGGACUCUGCCAAGCCCGGCCAGGUUCCUCGCCGCGCCCGUCAGGAAGUGAAGAUUAUGAGACGGAUUUACUGCUGAGCAGAGGAACUGUUGCUUGUGGAGAUGGAGACCGGUACCUGCAGUUCAGUGUUGCCCCUGACCUCUUGCUUCCGCCUGCUUCAGCUCUGGCCGUUCCUUCUUCUCGCCUCUGCAGUUCCUGCUCACAGCGCUUGGUCCCUUCGCAGCCGGGGUGCCCUGGCAGCACGGUCGCUCUGCAGCCAUCGCAGCCCCCCCGCCUCCAAAUCUGUUUGCAUCUGGGACAAGAGCCCACCCUCAGAGAAAGGAUCUCCCUCUGCCUCACAGCGCCAACGCACCUUCCUUCCCAGAGGGGCCGGCUUGCGCAGCGCAGUGCGGCUGAGGCGUCAGGCUCAGGGGGGCCGGCCUGCCACCCCCUCCGGCUUUGAGGACGGCAUGUCCUCCUCACAGUACCCCUGGGCCAUAGUUUGGGGUCCCACAAUAUCAGUUGAGGAUGGAGGGGAUGCCAACUCUGCCAACCCAGGCUUCCCUCCUCUGGAUUACACCUUUGUUUCCUCCAGUGGAGUGGCAACAGCGCAGCCUAAUUCUCACUCACUUCUACACAAUGAAGGGCUCAACCUGCGCCAAACGCCAGCCACGCUACGGCCCUUCCUCUUUGGGCCUCGGGGUGAAGGUGUGGAUCCACAGCUUUACGUUACUAUUACGAUCUCUGCCAUCAUUGUCCUAGUUGCUAUGGGGAUAAUACUCAAAUUCUGCUGGGACCGGAACCAGAAGCGCCGUCACCACUCCAGCCAGCAAACUGGAUUGCAGCAGGGUAGCCAGCAGCCUCUGACUGACCUGUCACCGGCUACCGUCAGCAUCCUGGGGCCCUACAACGAUUCACCCGUUCCUAUGCCAGAGAUGGCAGAAACUGGACCAGUCCUGGAAGGCAUGGAGAAGCUUGAGGGACUAGGGAAGACGAGUGCCUUCCAGCUCAACAGGAUUCCGCUGGUGAACCUGUGACUGUGUCAGAAGCCGUGGGGCCUGGGCUCCUUUUGCGGCGCGAGACCAAAUGCUGAAUCUGUGGGGGAACUACAGAGAACUGGCAGCCUUCCAAUUAGCCCCGUCAUCCUGUGAGUGUGGUGCUGCCACCCCUCCUGACACAGCAGCAGACGUCUUGUAGAUCCCUUUGUGCCAUGACUGUCCAUCAUCCUUGCAGGCCCAGCCCAAUGGUAGAUGAUGAGCUGAGGUGCCACCUGCCAGGCUGGGCUUCCCAGUGGGCCCUUAUUACUCCAGGGGGUGGCUGGGCAAUCUGACAAGAACAGAGGGGCCAGGAGGCAGAAGAAAAAAAGAGCAAGAGCUGUUAGCGUCAUAGUCACCUCAAAACGAUGUACUCUACAUCCAAUACAUACAGUAUACAUAAAGACACGCAUACAGACAUACACCUUCAUUUCUUCAUAAGCAUGCUUGUGAUCCGGGGCAGGAUACUCUUGAGUCUCUCCAUCUCUCCCAUCCAUAGCCCUUUUCCACAUUAUGUGAUUGAAGAGCCAGCCCCUUUUUUGCAGACAGGUUGAGGGGAAGCCACCUCAAAACUGUAUGCCCGGGAGGAGUGUCGGACAGACAGCAAUAGCAGAAAACUGAUAUCUCUCACAAUGUUAUCCAGUUCCCCAUGACCUGCUUCCCGACAAAUCCACCUUCUUUGGAACUGCUAUCCUUUUUUUACUCCAGAAAUGCCACCAUUAGUGGAGAUAAACCUUAACUCCAGUAGUAGCUACAAGCAGUUCCCAACUGAGCUUUCUAAGGGCUUCUUAACCUACAACUUAAACACUUCCUGGUUGCAGAUGCGUCCUGAGAAGCCAAAGUGAGGGAUGUGGUGUGCUCUCAGAUUAUUGUCUCUCAAUCAUACCCAAAUAAUUAAUGCACAAGUAACUUUUAUUCAGUAAAAACCCUGAGCAAGACACAAAGCAGUGUUAAUUAAAAGUUUCCUCCUUACAGGUUCACAGCCAGUUAGUAUUUCUGGAUGAACAGCCACACAGGAUUAGCAGUGAAUAGCUGUUAGUCCCUCAAGUACUACAUCUUAAAUGUGCCAAUGAUGAAAAGGGAACAGAAACAGGCAGUACCGGUAAAUGGAUGUAGACCUAUAAAGAGGAAGCUUUGAAUUAACAUUGCUAUGGAGCUUUACUGAACAGGACAUAAAUAUUACAGAACAGUGGGAAAAAGCUUUGCUGGAUAAUAUAGUACUAUUAUUAAGUGCACAUGUGGAACUGCUGCUUACAUCUAAUUACAGAAUAAUUAUUAUUCAGCAGCAAUGAUACACUGCAAUGUGGAAGUAUUCCAUGCAAUUUUUUUGGUCCCCCUUCCUCCUUUUCCAAACACACCAUUCUGGACUUGUUUACACAGCCCAUAAAUACAAUUACUGCAUUUUUUUAAAAAAAAAGCAUAAACCACAAUCUUUCAAGUAUUCCAGAUUCCUCAUAACCAUUAAUUUGGAUUUAGUACUGAAACGUUUUUGAACUUAGCUCUCUCGCUUAUCUUGCAAAAACAAACAAAGCAAAACUCCUAACAGUUUCUGUCUCCUGACUAGGUUCAAGGGAUUGUGACUGGGCAUCACAAUAGUGCUGAUCCAAUCCAGUUCAGAGAAAAUAGUGAUUUAAAAGUGAUUUAAAUUAGUUAUAGCAACUCACUUAUCCUAUGGCUAGAACAAGGACAUACAACACAAUCCCAAACAUUUGGAUUCCGACUUAAGUUUUCUCUGAGCUCAAUGGGACUUACUCUGCAGUAGAUGUUUAGGAGAACAGCCACUUCUUUUUGCUUCUCACAGAGGAAAAAUAAAAGUUAUAUGGGAAUCUUUAUAAUUAAAAAAAAUACAAAACACAUAUAUUUUAAUGAACACAGAG
Messenger RNA from Pogona vitticeps (central bearded dragon), 3003 nucleotides. RefSeq names its product PILR alpha associated neural protein (gene PIANP). NCBI's taxonomy places the organism in Eukaryota, Metazoa, Chordata, Lepidosauria, Squamata, Agamidae. Gene Ontology annotation, biological process: regulation of immune response. Gene Ontology annotation, cellular component: membrane. The record is from RefSeq and is a predicted model, not a curated record.